CCGCGAGGGGCUCCUCCCCCCUCCCCUCAGACGGGGCGAGGGCGGCGAUGGCGCGUCCGGCGGAGGCGGCUGCGGGCGCCGCUCCGGCCGCUCCGGCCCCUCGGUGCCCUGCCCGCGGCCGCGGCUGCGAGUAGGGCCCGCACAGACAUGAGGCAUCUAUUAACAAGCUAAAAGUGACAGAACCAUGGCUCAGUUUCCAACACCUUUUGGGGGCAACCUGGAUAUCUGGGCUAUUACUGUGGAGGAGAGAGCAAAACAUGAUCAACAGUUCCAUAGUCUGAAACCAACUGCUGGAUUUAUCACUGGUGAUCAAGCCAGGAACUUUUUUUUCCAAUCUGGGUUACCUCAGCCAGUGCUAGCACAGAUAUGGGCUCUAGCUGACAUGAACAAUGACGGGAGGAUGGAUCCCUUGGAGUUUUCCAUAGCUAUGAAACUCAUCAAGCUGAAGCUCCAGGGUUACCAGCUCCCGGCCGCGCUGCCGCCCGUCAUGAAGCAGCCGCCCCUCGCCCUGCCCGGUGCCCCAGGAUUUGGUCUCGGGGGCAUUGCCAACAUGCCAUCCCUCACCACCGUGGCCCCGGUGCCCAUGGCAUCCAUCCCAGUCGUGGGGAUGUCCCCCCCACUGGUGUCCUCUGUCCCUGCCGCCGUCCCUCCCCUGGCUAACGGAGCUCCUGCUGUCAUCCAGCCCCUGCCUGCUUUCGCUCACCCCGCCACUUUGCCAAAGAGUUCUUCCUUCAGCCGCUCGGGGCCGGGAGCUCAGCUCAAUGCCAAGCUGCAAAAGGCACAAUCCUUCGACGUGGCCAGCUCUCCUGCCGUGGCAGAGUGGGCUGUGCCUCAGUCCUCACGGCUCAAGUACCGGCAGCUCUUCAACAGCCACGACAAAACCAUGAGUGGGCACCUGACAGGUCCCCAAGCAAGAACGAUUCUCAUGCAGUCAAGUUUACCCCAGGCUCAGCUGGCUACAAUAUGGAAUCUCUCUGACAUUGAUCAAGAUGGGAAGCUGACAGCUGAGGAGUUUAUCCUGGCUAUGCACCUCAUUGAUGUAGCCAUGUCUGGUCAGCCACUGCCACCUGCCCUGCCCCCAGAGUACAUCCCACCCUCAUUCAGAAGAGUCCGCUCUGGCAGUGGGGUUUCUGCUGCCAGUUCAGUGUCUGUAGACCAAAGGUUACCUGAGGAACCAGCAUUGGAGGAAGAACAGCAGCAACUGGAAAAGAAAUUACCAGUGACGUUCGAGGACAAGAAGCGGGAGAACUUCGAGCGGGGCAACCUGGAGCUGGAGAAGCGCAGGCAGGCACUGCUGGAGCAGCAGCGCAAGGAGCAGGAGAGGCUGGCCCAGCUGGAGAGGGCCGAGCAGGAGAGGAAGGAGCGCGAGCGGCAGGAGCAGGAGCGCAAGAGGCAGCUGGAGCUGGAGAAGCAGCUGGAGAAACAGCGGGAGCUGGAGCGGCAGCGCGAGGAGGAGAGGAGGAAGGAGAUCGAGAGGAGAGAGGCUGCCAAACGGGAGCUGGAGAGGCAGAGGCAGCUGGAGUGGGAGCGCAACCGGCGGCAGGAGCUGCUGAACCAGAGGAACAAGGAGCAGGAGGACAUCGUGGUGCUCAAGGCCAAGAAGAAAACCCUGGAGUUUGAGCUGGAAGCUCUCAAUGAUAAAAGAAACCAGUUGGAGGGGAAGCUUCAGGAUAUCAGGUGUCGGCUGUCGACCCAAAGACAAGAAAUUGAAAGUACAAAUAAAUCCAGAGAACUCAGAAUUGCAGAAAUCACCCAUUUGCAGCAGCAGCUACAGGAGUCCCAGCAGAUGCUGGGCAGGCUGAUUCCAGAGAAGCAGCUGCUCAAUGAUCAGCUCAAGCAGGUCCAGCAGAACAGUUUGCACAGGGAUUCCCUCCUCACCAUCAAAAGAGCCUUGGAAGCCAAGGAACUGGCACGGCAGCAGCUCCGGGACCAGCUGGAUGAGGUGGAGAAAGAAACCAGAUCUAAACUGCAGGAAAUUGAUAUUUUCAAUAAUCAGCUGAAGGAGCUGAGAGAAAUCCAUAACAAACAGCAGCUCCAGAAACAGAAGAGCCUGGAAGCUGAGAAGUUGAAACAGAAGGAACAGGAAAGGAAGACAGUGGAACUGGAAAAGCAGAAAGAAGCUCAGAGGCGGAUCCAGGACCGGGACAAACCACGCCUGGAGCGGGGACAGCCAGAGGAGGAGCCACAGUGGCAAAAAAAAAUCCAGGAAGAUGACAAGCAGAAAAGGGAAGAACUACCCAAGAAGAAGGAAAGUGAGGAUAAGGGGAAACAGGAGAUGCAGGAGAAGCUGAGUAAACUCUUCCAGCCCCACCAGGAGCCCAGCAAGCCUGGCCAGGCUCCAUGGUCCAACGCAGAGAAAGCUCCUCUAACCAUUUCUGCUCAGGAGGAUGUAAAAAUAGUGUAUUAUAGAGCUCUGUAUCCUUUUGAAUCCAGAAGCCACGACGAGAUCACCAUCCAGCCUGGAGACAUCGUCAUGGUGGAUGAAAGCCAGACUGGAGAGCCAGGAUGGCUCGGUGGAGAACUGAAGGGGAAGACUGGAUGGUUCCCUGCAAACUAUGCAGAGAAGAUUCCAGACAGUGAAGUUCCAGCCUCUGCCAAGCCUGUGGCUGAGCCCUCUGCUGCUCCCAAAGUGUCUGUGCAGGAAAGCUCCACUGCCCUGGGAGCCCCUGCCCCUGCAGAGGCUCCUGCAGCAGCCAACAACUGGGCAGACUUCAGCUCCACCUGGCCAGCAAACAGCAGUGAGAAGGCAGAGAGUGAUAACUGGGAUGCCUGGGCAGCCCAGCCCUCGCUGACCGUGCCCAGCGCGGGGCAGCUCCGGCAGCGCUCGGCCUUCACCCCUGCCACUGUCACCGGCUCGUCCCCGUCCCCUGUGCUGGGCCAGGGUGAAAAAGUGGAGGGGCUUCAGGCCCAGGCUCUGUAUCCCUGGAGAGCAAAGAAGGACAACCACCUGAACUUCAACAAGAACGACGUGAUCACCGUGCUGGAGCAGCAGGACAUGUGGUGGUUUGGGGAGGUGCAGGGCCACAAGGGCUGGUUCCCCAAAUCCUAUGUCAAGCUCAUCUCAGGCCCCAUUAGGAAGUCCACGAGCAUGGAUUCUGGUUCCUCAGAAAGUCCUGCUAGUCUGAAAAGAGUAGCAUCCCCAGCAGCCAAGGCAGCAGUGUCAGGGGAAGAGUACAUUGCCAUGUACACCUACGAGAGCUCGGAGCAGGGGGACCUCACUUUCCAACAAGGUGACCUGAUCCUGGUGACAAAGAAAGAUGGUGACUGGUGGACGGGAACGCUGGGUGAUAAAUCAGGAGUUUUCCCAUCUAAUUAUGUGAGACUCAAAGAUUCUGAGGCUCCAGGAGCAGCUGGGAAAACAGGAAGCUUAGGGAAGAAACCUGAAAUUGCCCAAGUUAUUGCCUCUUACACAGCAACAGGCCCAGAACAGCUGACUCUUGCUCCUGGCCAGUUGAUUCUCAUCAGAAAGAAGAAUCCAGGUGGUUGGUGGGAAGGAGAGCUCCAAGCGCGCGGCAAGAAGCGCCAGAUCGGCUGGUUCCCGGCCAACUACGUCAAGCUGCUGAGCCCUGGCACCAGCAAGAGCACCCCCACCGAGCUGCCCAGGCCUGCAGCACCCUCAGUGUGCCAGGUGAUCGGCAUGUACGACUACAGCGCGCAGAACGACGACGAGCUGGCCUUCAGCAAGGGCCAGAUCAUCACCGUGCUCAACAGGGAGGACCCCGACUGGUGGAAGGGGGAGGUCAACGGCCACGUGGGGCUCUUCCCCUCCAACUACGUGAAGCUGACCACGGACACGGACCCGAGCCAGCAGUGGUGUGCAGACCUGCACCUGCUGGACAUGCUGACCCCCACCGAGAGGAAGAGGCAGGGCUACAUCCACGAGCUCAUCGUCACCGAGGAGAACUACGUCACCGACCUGCAGCUGGUGACAGAGAUCUUCCAGAAACCACUGAUGGAGUCUGAGCUGGUCACAGAAAAAGAAGUUGCCAUGAUUUUUGUCAAUUGGAAGGAGCUGAUUAUGUGCAAUAUAAAACUACUGAAUGAAUCUUUGGCUGGUGUGUUUAUGGCUCUCUGGGUGUCCAUAAUGAAUGAGAACCCAGCCCUUUGUCCAACCCGUGCCCUGCUGCUGCUCAGGGCCCUGCGGGUGAGGAAGAAGAUGUCUGGGGAGAAGAUGCCGGUGAAGAUGAUCGGGGACAUCCUGACAGCACAGCUGCCCCACAUGCAGCCCUACAUCCGCUUCUGCAGCUGCCAGCUCAACGGGGCCGCCCUCAUCCAGCAGAAAACCGAUGAAGUGCCCGACUUCAAGGAGUUUGUCAAGAGGUUAGCAAUGGAUCCUCGCUGUAAAGGAAUGCCACUGUCAAGUUUUCUACUAAAGCCUAUGCAACGGGUAACCAGAUACCCACUAAUCAUUAAAAAUAUCAUAGAGAACACCCCCGAGAACCACCCUGACCACAGCCACCUGAAGCACGCCCUGGAGAAGGCGGAGGAGCUGUGCUCGCAGGUGAACGAGGGCGUGCGGGAGAAGGAGAACUCGGACAGGCUGGAGUGGAUCCAGGCCCACGUGCAGUGCGAGGGCCUCUCCGAGGGCAGCCCCGAUUGUUUCACUUUAUACAGUGCGUUGUUGUUCUUCUUCUACUUUUCGCAGCAACUCGUUUUUAAUUCAGUUACAAACUGCUUGGGACCACGCAAGUUCCUGCACAGUGGGAAGCUCUAUAAAGCCAAGAGUAACAAGGAGCUGUAUGGUUUUCUCUUCAACGACUUCCUCCUCCUCACUCAGAUCAUAAAACCUCUUGGCUCUUCCGGCACAGACAAGGUCUUCAGCCCCAAGUCCAACCUGCAGUACAAAAUGUACAAAACUCCCAUUUUCCUAAACGAGGUACUGGUGAAAUUACCCACAGACCCUUCUGGAGAUGAGCCCAUCUUCCACAUCUCCCACAUUGACAGAGUCUACACACUCCGGGCUGAAAGCAUUAAUGAAAGGACUGCCUGGGUUCAGAAGAUCAAAGCUGCUUCAGAACUUUACAUAGAGACUGAAAAGAAGAAGAGGGAAAAGGCCUACUUAGUUCGCUCUCAGAGAGCCACAGGCAUCGGGAGGCUGAUGGUGAAUGUUGUAGAAGGCAUUGAGCUAAAACCCUGCAGGUCCCAUGGAAAGAGCAACCCCUACUGCGAGGUGACUAUGGGCUCCCAGUGCCACAUCACCAAGACCAUCCAGGACACCCUCAAUCCCAAGUGGAAUUCCAACUGCCAGUUCUUCAUCAAGGACCUGGAGCAGGACGUGCUGUGCAUCACGGUGUUCGAGCGGGACCAGUUCUCCCCGGACGACUUUUUGGGCAGGACAGAGAUCCGUGUGGCAGACAUCAAGAAGGAUCAGGGUUCCAAGGGACCAGUGACAAAGUGUCUCCUCCUGCACGAAGUCCCCACGGGAGAGAUCGUGGUGCGCCUGGACCUGCAGCUGUUUGAUGAGCCGUAGGAGAGAGGGGCCAGUGUCAGAAUUCAGCCAGAGGUCACUGCAGGAGGUGUCUGCAGAAGCUGUCACCGAGUCCUUGCUGGUGUGGCAUCAAACUACUGCUCGCCCUUCACACGUCAGAGGGUUAUCAAAGCAAACAGGAGCAUCUUUGUGCCUUGAUAAUUCUCACUGAACACACGAAUCCCAAUUUAGUGAGGAGAUCUCCCUCAAUCUCUCUGUGUGGAACUCGGCGUUGGUUUCCUGGGCUGGUGAAACAACCCUGUUGUUCCUUGUGCUGCAGUGGGGAUGGCUGGCAAAACACAUGGGUGGCUGUGCUUGCUCCAGCUCGUUAAUUCCCGUGGAGGAGGCAGUGUGGGUGUGUUUUGGAGGCUUCCUGAGGGUUUUCCCCUUUAGGAGUUCUGUGCCUAUUGCCUAGCAGAGUGGUGUGUAAAUGUGAGUGAAUGGAAGGAGCAGUUUUGCAGCAAGAAGAUCUCUGAAGAUCUUCAUGAUGGUACUGAAAAGACUUAGAAAAUAAAUAGUCUAUAUCUAUAAACAGAGAAGAUUCUAUUAACAUACCACUUCAUGACUUGUGUUGCCCCUGAAAAUAAAAGCUGUCCAGGCCUUCUGCACAGAGAUGAAUUGCACUCCAGAAGAGUCCAGCCCUCGGUCCCUGUGGAAGUUGCUGUUGUCCCCAGGACUGUAAGUGCUGGGGCAGGAGGCCAAGGGUGAGGCACAGAGCCCUGCUGGUGUCGUGUGUACCUCCUGGGUACUCCUGCACUGCUGCUGCCCCCAGGCUGAGCCUCACCUGCAGUGGGGAAGGAGAAACAAUCGUGGCUCCAGCUCAGGAAGUGAAGAUCCAGCCUGCAGGGCCUGGUGUGCCCAGGUACGGAGCUGAGCCGUGCUCACCUGUGUGCAACCAGGACACGGGGGCUUGGGGCAGCCCUGGGGGCUCGGGGCAGCUCCAGGGGCUCAGGGCAGCCCUGUCCUGCAGCUCCCACGGGGUGGCUGCUGGAUGUCACCAGAGAGCUCGUGGUGCUGCAGAGUGGGGAACCCAAAGCCAUCCGGGGAAUGCCAGGGCUCUCCAUCCCUUUCACUCCAUGGAUAACAAGGUCCAGGCCCACGUCCCUGUUUGGCAAAGCUCCUGGCUCCAGGCGGGCACAACGUCUGCUUUCCCUCAGGCACACGUGUGAGUGCUCUGCUGAGUCUGGACUCGGGGGGACAAAAGAUCCCUGAGAGUCAAAUUCCUCUUUGUUGUGCUUUGAUUCCUUUUGUUCAUGCCCUGCCACGCAUCCACUGGUAUUUUUGUAAGGACUUCAUUCCGGAUGGGAGGUGCCAGCCCGUGUCAUUCGCAUGUGAACGUUCUCGUGGAGCUGUUGUUAGGUUUUGGUGUUCCUUGCAUGUCCUUUCAGUACUGGUUCCCACCUCUCCUGUGUCGGCGGUGUUCUCUAGCACUCCAAGUCUUAUUGGUUUCCAUUAGGAAAUUAGGAUAUAUCCAUAACAGGUAGGUAGAUCAGUAUGGUAAUAAGUGUAAACUGUGCUGGGAAGUGUCUGUGUAUUAUAAUUUCCUAAAAGACCACUGUAAUGUUUCAAGCAAUGGGAAGGAAAAAAAUGUAUGUUGGAGGGACAACAAAGUUUACAUUUCAUACUUUUCAGAAUCGCUUUAUUAUUUAUUUAUUGAAGAUAGUGUAGAAUUUUGUAUCAGAAAUGACAGACAUACUUAUGUAUUUUUUGAAACAAAACAGAGAUACACACUUUAGUUAGAAACUUUCAACUGACCACAUUUUAGAGGGAGUGUGACUUCCUAGGCAUGCAUUUGUUUACCACUAACUGGCUGAAAACACGAUUAAGAGAACUUUAAGUUUCUAUUUUUCAAUGUUGUUAAGAAAAUUGUUUCAAUUAAAAUAUGUAAAUAGUACUAAACCCAUGCUUUCCUAAUUCCAUAUCAAUACAUUUUAUUAAAUAUAAUGUAUAUGAAAAUACACAUUGUUGUGGUAGGAUAAAAAAAAGUGAUAAAAUCUAUUACUGGAGUACCAUUAAAUGUCAUUGUCUAACCUUUUAUUGCUGUCCUAAUUUUACUCAGUGCUGCCAACAGGGUGAACAUUCAUUUCAGUGUUUCACAAGUAGCAUCACUUUGUUUGUUAAUAGUGUCAUUUCACCAGCAUCAAUUACAGUGACAGCUGAAAUGGCCAACAGGACCAAAAAAAUCUCGUGGCAGGAAUGCAGGAACCUUGGGCAGGGAUUUGGAGGGAGCCCCAAGGAGCUGCAGCUGCCUGAGGCUCAUUUGGUGCUGGAAGUGGGGGACUCUUCACUCAGGGCCCCUCUCAGACUGAAACCCCUGUCACAGACAUCAGAGAAUCCCACAAUGGUUUGGGUUGGAAGGGACCUUAAAGCCCAUCCAGUGCCACCCCUGCCAUGGGCAGUGACACCUUGCACUGUCCCAAGCCCCAUCCAACCUUGGACACUGCCAGGGAGGUGCUGUAGCAGCCUGUAGGAUUGCCCUGGUUUGGGGAAUUGUGACAGAAUAAGCACGAGCACCUUCCCAGCCCCACGGCUUGGGAUGUCCCACUCCCCCCGGAUGCACAGCACUGAACUCCUGCCACGUGCCAGCAGGGGUUACUCAAACAUUGAUGGGGAAAGGCUGGAGUUUGGCUCACAGAGAUCCAAUGAGUCCCUCAUACUCAGCCCAGUGCUAAAGGGGAAGCUCAUCCUGUCCCUGUGCACGGAGGACAGGCUCUGCCCAUGCCCUGGUGACGGUGUCACUGCCCUUGGAGCUCGGUGGCACAUCAGCACUGCCAGCUUCCCAGAAAGAACUGAGCUUCCUGGAGUCACAGAAUCCCCAAAUCCCCGGGGCUGGCACAGCCCUGCCAGCCCAGGCAGUGCCAGCUGUGCCCCAUGGCCACCUUGUCCCCAGCCCAGAGCACUCAGUGCCACCUGCAGGGGACACUGCAGGGAUGGGCACUGCCAAGCUCCCUGGGCAGCCCCUGCACUUGGAAGUGCUGUAAAAUAAAACCAUCCCCAGGCUGGCCUUGGCUCAGAGAUGCUGAGAGCCUGCCUGGGGCAGAGCUGAUAGAGAGAGCUGGGCUGGAAAGCCAAGAGAGGCUGCUCAGAGCUGGGCAAGGACUUGGGCACCUGGGGCACAGAGCCUGAGGCUCUGAGCUGACACUGAGCCAAACAGCUGAGUCAUUGCAGCAGGCUUUUUUCUAGAUGCACUUAAUUAUUCAGUAUUUUCUCAAUGUGAGUUUUUAUGAGGGCACUUUGUCAAUGCUCAUUGUGCAAUUUUUUUACCCUUUAAAAAUAAUUCAGUCACUUUUUGUUACGUGUGAGGAGGAUUGGGGUGGGAAACAUUGUGGGUAAUGGAGUUUUUUCUUACAUACCUUCUCAAAACUGAGAUGUGACAACUCCAGAGUCUGACUGCAACAGCAGUGCCUGGUUCCAGACUGCUCUGCUUGUCACAGUGAGAUCUUAGUUCAUUCAAAUCCAGCAGUCAAAGCUCUUGAAACAGGGAGAAGCUGGGAAUCAGGAGAAAUUGCUCUGAGGGUUUGCUCUGUGCUCUUGCUUUGUUCAGCCUCUCCACUCCUGUCCUACAUGCACAUUGCUGUAUCCAGAGUUCAGUACAUGUGAUUACUGUACAUAUAGCACAAAAACAGCUCUGUUGUCAUUGUCAAAUACCGAGUAAAUCUCACAGAAAAGCAUUUAAAGGCACCCGGUUUUGUUUGUUCAUUUAAAUAUUUUAAAAGAAGGAGUGUCCUCAGGAAAUUAUUCUUCUGUAUGUAGGAUAUAUUUAGAAUAUCAUUAAAAAAAUAAAGAACUGCA
Messenger RNA from Passer montanus (Eurasian tree sparrow), 9259 nucleotides. RefSeq names its product intersectin 1 (gene ITSN1). The transcript has 39 exons. The record is from RefSeq and is a predicted model, not a curated record. Gene Ontology annotation, biological process: intracellular signal transduction; clathrin-dependent synaptic vesicle endocytosis; endosomal transport. Gene Ontology annotation, molecular function: calcium ion binding; molecular adaptor activity; protein binding. Bases 185 to 5470 code for a protein of 1761 amino acids. NCBI's taxonomy places the organism in Eukaryota, Metazoa, Chordata, Aves, Passeriformes, Passeridae. Gene Ontology annotation, cellular component: plasma membrane; intracellular vesicle; presynaptic membrane.